This is a messenger RNA of Alternaria viburni, 1323 nucleotides long. RefSeq lists its product as uncharacterized. The coding region runs from base 1 to 1323 and encodes 440 amino acids. NCBI's taxonomy places the organism in Eukaryota, Fungi, Ascomycota, Dothideomycetes, Pleosporales, Pleosporaceae. The transcript has 3 exons. The record is from RefSeq and is a predicted model, not a curated record. Gene Ontology annotation, molecular function: protein binding.
AUGGGCAAUUUCACGCAGUUGCCAGCCGAACUCCAGAUCCAGAUCUUCGACUACCUCCACGCUCCCGACGUCAAAUCCGCGAGAGCUGUGAGUAGAACGUUCCGAAACAAUGCUACGCCUGCGCUCUUCCGCAGUAUCGUUGCUUGUGCAAGAUACCAAGCGCUGGGCGCCUUCCAAAACGUAUCACUACACUCGAUAUACUCAGGCUAUGUAAGAGAGAUCAUCUUCGAUGGAACACUGUACGAUGGGCAUCUCGCGAAAGACCAUCGCAACUAUUCUCGAGCCGAAGAAGUUAGCGGCAAAUUCCAAUCAGGAUCCUUCUACGCAAUGAGAACCAGGUGGAAGAGAUACCAAGAGCUACACAAGGAGCAAGAGAGUAUGAAGGAGGAUGGCGUCUUGUUACAAUCAUGCGCACGAGGCCUUGAGAAUAUGCAGAAUAUCUCGUCCAUCGUUUACUCGCCAUAUCAACACACCAUCCCUAUGGAGGUCAAGGCACUGCGCGAUCUACUUCCAAGAGGAGCUCUUCCGGGCGCGCUCACCGACAACCGCACCACUGACUCGGAUCAUCCGUUCCGCCAACUUAUUGGUGCCGUUUUUUUGUCGAAUUACACUGGAAUCCGACAGCUCACAAUCGAAGCACCUCGCGAAGACCAUCGUCGCACUGAGUUCUCUUUGAAUAUGUUCACUUUCCCAGAUACCAACGAUCUGAGCGCCGGGAGACAUCUCUUCCGAAAUUUGGUUAAGCUAGACAUAAGCUUAUCUGUCCUCAACAUACCGAGUCAGACAACGCCUCCUACGGCUGAGAUUGACUCCCCUGAACGACAGCUCGAGAACCUGACCAAAGUCCUUGAGGCUGCCCAGGAGCUGCGGCACCUCUCCUUUGGCAUACUGAACUGGAGGUAUCUUAACGAGCACCCAGAAGGAAAAUCCAUCGCCGACUUUAUCGGUCUUGGAGCAACAUGGCCGAAGCUCCGCUCAUUGAAGCUCGAAGGCAUAUACGCCAGAGAGCGCGAUCUGUGUGAACUGAUCGACCGACACAAGGACACCCUCAGAACUCUCACCUUCGCCAGAAGCACUCUGCACGCAGGUCUAUGGAUCGAAGUCGUGAACGAGGUUGUUUUCAAUGCGUCUAUGAUCACAACAUUCGUGUUGGACCAAGUCGAUGAGAAUCACGGCGGAUAUGGAACCAGCACCAACGGGAGUUUGGAAGGAUAUGAAGGUCGGUUGAUCGUAACCGAAGGUGGAGAACGCGAAUUUGUCAACACCAACCCAGACAAGCUCUCUGUUCACGACGCCCGCGACAACCCAGCAAACCCAGCAUGA